AAGGCGGGACGCGUAGGGUAGAGGAUGGUGGACUAGCAGGAAUGGGAGCUAGUGUGGGUGAGAUGGACUGAGGGUGCGAGCGAGACGGGCAGGGUGGAUGCGGGCGCGGGACUGACGGCGCGCGGCACCGAGCGGAUGCGGCGCGGGAGUGUGUACAGUGUAAGCGAAGGCGUGGAGCGGUGCGGGUGCCCAAGGUAGCGAGGGCGCGGGUGCGGGUGCGGGUGCGGCUGCAACCAUGGCCGGCUGAUGGAGCCGGGCUGGUGGUCGCCCUCGCCGUCGGCCUCGCCGCCGCCGCCGCCCCGCGCCCCGCCGCCGCGCUGCCGCUGCCGACACCCGCUCUCCACCAGCUACAACUGCCUGCCGCACUAUGACGGCUGGCCAGAUGGCGAAGAAGAGUCCUCUGGCGGUGCGUUGCGAGAGCGAGAACUACGCUCGCUGCACCGCACCGUGCCCGCGCUGCGCCGGCGCGAGCUUGACACCAGGGCCAUCAAGCACCACUUCUACCCCGAAGGGGGGUGGGGGUGGAUCGUGUGCGGCGCAGCGUUCCUGGCGCACCUGUUGUCCACCGGCCUGCAACUGGCUUACGGCGCGCUCCACGUGUACGCACUCAGGCACCUCGGCCCUGGAGCGGACCACGCUGUUUGGGCGGGCGCGAUAUGCGUGGGCGUCUCGAGAGCGGCUGGAGCGCUGGUGGCUGGGCGGAAGAAGUCGCCCAGGCUCGUAGCGCUGCUGGGCGGAUUGCUACUGCCUCUCGCCUGCCUCUUCACCUCCUUCGCUACACAACUACAUCAGACCUUACUUAGCUACGGCGUAGUCCUGGGCAUAGGGUGCGGGCUGGUACGCGAAGCAGCUGGCCUGGUGCUGGGCGCGUACUUCCGCAGAAGACGGCAAUUCGUGGAGCUGGUGGCCCACGCUGGAGGAGGCGUCGGCAUUGCGCUCUUCAGCGUCGCCUAUAAAGAAGCUGUCGGAAAACUAGGUUGGCGACUCGGCCUGCAGGCGGUGACGGGAAUCCUCGUGCUAGCUUUCUUCCUUAGCGCCGUCUACCGCAGCGCGUCGCUCUACCAUCCUCAGAGGAGAGCCAUCCUCCAUCUCAAGAACCAACGCCGCAAGCAGGUGAAAGAAAAGAAAGGCCUUAAAAGGCCGCCACUUAUCGACCUAAGCCCCCUGAAUUCAAGACCUGCGAGAGUGCUACUGCUCUCAGCAGGAUUAGCAGCCUUCGGACUCUACACUCCAGUGUUUUUUCUGGCACUACAAGGGUUCCAAGAAGGCUUGGAGGAAAGCGCGCUGGUGCUGCUGCAGACCUUCCUCGGGUUCGCCGCGGUGCUGGGCUGCGCCGGCUUCGGGCUCGUGCUGGUGCGGCCCUCGGCCCAGUGCCUCGUCUCCAAGCAGUACCUGUGCCAGACCGCCAUGCUGGGCAUCAGCAUAUCAAUGUUGGCAUUAAGUAGCGUAGAAGGCUAUCACGGAUACGUUCUCUUCGCGUGGAUGUACGGCCUCUGUCUCGGAGGCUUUCUGUACUCCAUAAAAAUGCUCACAAUGGAACGCGUCCGCGGGCGACACUUCACGAAGGUUUGGGGUUUCGUGCAAGGUGCUGAAGCGAUUCCUGUUAUAGUAGGCGUUCCAGUCACAGGGUAUAUCAAUCAGCAAGCUCCAAGAGCGGGCUUCUACUUUUCGACAGCGGCGACCCUUGCGGGCGCUGUGCUGUUGUUCUUCGUGGGUUUCUCUAAGAGGGAGCCGGAGCCUCCGCCGGCUCCGGCGCCGACUAUCGCAGAGGCUUGUCCCUGUAUAACUCCUCCUCCGCGAUGCGAGCCGGCGUGGUGUGCUUGCAGCGCCGGCGGGGCGACAGCGUACUGCGGCUGGCCGGGGCCUACCUGUGGCUCACGGUUGCCCAAAUCGUUGUCAUAUGCGGCUCCGUUGGACAGAGUGUGUUGCUCAGCAGCUCACUGCCCUGAUUGUUGGAGGCGGACAAUUCCUCUUAGGCCGUCUCGGAGUGUGCCUGAAGGCUUAGCCCGACGAGGCAGCACGUGGAGUCGCGCUGGUUCUUGCCGCCAGGCCUGCCGCCGCCGCGAACACCACCUAAUCGAACAAAUCACGACCUCUGUAUGAUACCUGUGUAGAACUAUUAUGAACGGCUGCUAUUUCGAAAGUGUAAAGUGACAGUGUAAAUAUUUUGUUCCUUGGUAGAGGUUAUCGUGUCGAAGUGAUAGGAUAAACUUUGAAGCAAUAAUAUUGGAUUGAAUGAGUGUUCAGUGAACGAAACGUGGACGUGAUACAAGUUGAUGAGCUACUUCGUUACGUAGCAUUGUGUUCUACAACAAUGUGAUUUAAAAAGUAGUUAUCAUGUUUUCAGUUAAACCCUCAGUUCCCUUCUAUGAUCUGAGGUUAAACCUGUGCCAAAAUUGAUGAUGUAUCUAUGGCAUAUUUUACGUAAAAUACUUUAUCACUUUUACUAUACAACGGUAGAAGAUUGUAAGAUACCUAAUAGUUAACUUAUUAGCCCAUUUUUUCUUAACUCUUCAAGUACUUGUGGGACCUUUAUCAUUGUAGCUAAUACCUACUAACUUUUUAUCAAA
Messenger RNA from Ostrinia furnacalis (Asian corn borer), 2570 nucleotides. RefSeq names its product monocarboxylate transporter 3. The transcript is spliced from 11 exons. The record is from RefSeq and is a predicted model, not a curated record. Lineage: Eukaryota; Metazoa; Arthropoda; Insecta; Lepidoptera; Crambidae. Gene Ontology annotation, molecular function: transmembrane transporter activity. Gene Ontology annotation, biological process: transmembrane transport. Bases 247 to 2103 code for a protein of 618 amino acids.